ACUGUAUAAAUAGUACCAAUAAUAUCCUCAUCUUUCGUUGUUAUUUUAACCUCUUUUCCAACAUAACUAUUGAAUAAAAUUGGAUCAUUCUUGUAUACUUUAUGCAAAAAAUCCAAAUUAUCUUCUUGCGAGCUCAUAUUAAAAAUUGAAACUGUAGGAAUUUUAGGUUAGGAAUGUAUUUACGUCACUGACAAAUGACAAGAACUGCAAAAGCAUCUCUGUGAGACGAAGAAACCUCUCGAAUGUAUAUUUAUAAAAAUAGUGGUAAAAGAAUAAAGUUUUUCGAAAAAUCCUAAUUGUUUCACCGAGUAUGUUAUAGCGGAAUUAUAAUAAAACUUAUUUGAAUAUGAUAUAAAACUACAAGAAAAGCCUGAUAAAUUAUAUAACCUCCAAACAAAAAUGGUGAUAUACGGUGUUUAUAUCGUGUCAAAAUCUGGUGGUUUGAUUUUUAAUCACGAUCAUAAUGUCCCGAAAAUUGAAGUCGAAAAGUCUUUUAACUUUCCACUCGACAUUAAAUUAAAUUACGAAAAUAAAAAGGUGGUGGUAGUUUUUGGGCAACGAGAUGGGAUAAAUGUGGGUCAUGUACUGACUGCUGUGAAUGGAAUUGCAGUCACAGGACGUGAACUUGAAGAUGGACGAGAUGCACUGGAAAUGUUAGAACAGCCAGAAAAUUUUCCUAUAACAUUGAAAUUUGGUCGGGCAAAAAUGACAACAAAUGAGAAAAUAUUUCUAGCAUCAAUGUUUUAUCCACUCUUUGCUAUAGCAAGUCAACUUAGCCCGGAACCACGAAGUUCUGGAAUUGAAGUUCUCGAGGCAGACACAUUUCGUUUAUAUUGCUUCCAGACAUUAACAGGCAUUAAGUUUAUGAUAGUAGCAGAACCAUCACAACCAGGUAUGGAAAUUUUGUUGAAAAGAGUAUAUGAUUUAUAUGCAGAUUAUGCAUUAAAGAAUCCAUUUUAUGCACUGGAAAUGCCUAUUCGAUGUGAACUGUUUGAAACAAAUUUACAAACAUUAUUAGAAACAGUCGAAAAAUCUGGUAUAAGCAAUGUUUAAUGCAUUUAUUAUAAAAGAAUUAUUAAUUAAAAAUGUAAGAUUACUAAAU
Molecule: messenger RNA, 1102 nt
Organism: Nylanderia fulva
Lineage: Eukaryota; Metazoa; Arthropoda; Insecta; Hymenoptera; Formicidae
Source: RefSeq, a predicted model, not a curated record